Messenger RNA from Pelobates fuscus (common spadefoot toad), 794 nucleotides. It is a transcript of the gene RPS5, whose product is annotated as ribosomal protein S5. The coding region runs from base 112 to 723 and encodes 203 amino acids. Gene Ontology annotation, cellular component: cytosolic small ribosomal subunit; ribosome. The record is from RefSeq and is a predicted model, not a curated record. Gene Ontology annotation, biological process: translation; ribosomal small subunit assembly. NCBI's taxonomy places the organism in Eukaryota, Metazoa, Chordata, Amphibia, Anura, Pelobatidae. Gene Ontology annotation, molecular function: structural constituent of ribosome; mRNA binding; rRNA binding. The transcript has 6 exons.
UAACGAGGACUAGGAGGAAGUGUGGGCCCCUGUAUAACUGGCUGGGAGACCCCGCCCCAGCCUCUUUCCGCUCCGAGCUCCGACCGGUUAACACACGGCCGAGGAGACACUAUGGCAGACUGGGAGACUGUUCCGGUUGGGUCCGAGACCCCUGAGAUUAAACUGUUUGGGAAGUGGAGCACAGAUGAUGUCCAGAUUAAUGACAUCUCUCUGCAGGAUUACAUUGCCGUGAAGGAGAAAUAUGCAAAGUUCCUGCCACACAGUGGUGGACGUUAUGCUGCCAAACGCUUUCGCAAGGCUCAGUGCCCUAUUGUGGAGCGUCUCACAAACUCCCUCAUGAUGCACGGGAGGAACAACGGCAAAAAGCUCAUGACAGUGCGAAUUGUAAAGCACGCCUUUGAAAUCAUCCACCUGCUGACAGGAGAGAACCCUCUGCAAGUCCUGGUGAAUGCCAUCAUUAACAGCGGCCCUCGUGAAGACUCCACUCGUAUUGGAAGAGCUGGAACCGUAAGGAGACAAGCUGUUGAUGUGUCACCUCUCAGAAGAGUUAAUCAGGCCAUCUGGCUCCUGUGCACCGGUGCUCGUGAAGCUGCUUUUAGGAACAUUAAAACCAUUGCAGAGUGUGUUGCUGAUGAGCUGAUCAAUGCAGCCAAGGGCUCCUCUAAUUCAUACGCCAUCAAGAAAAAGGAUGAACUGGAGAGAGUAGCCAAAUCCAACCGUUAAUGCGCCAGCAGCCUAAUAGGAACAUCGGGCAUCUGUUAUAAUAAAGAUUUCUGUUAUCUAUUUCUUGAGUC